AUGCAUAUUACCUGGGCGUAUCUAAUAACCUUAAUAAUUUUAAUCAGUGAUCUAUUCAUUCAUUUUACUGUUGAUGUGGUUUAUGCUGAUUAUAAAAACAGUUCCUUUACUGAUAGUGGCACAUUCUUAAUCGGUACUAAUAAAUCGAAUCAGAUAGCAAGGAUACAUUACGCAAAUAGCAACGCAGUGUAUGGUAUUACAGUAUACGAAAAACUUCUUGCAACUGCUUUGGAUAAUAUCAUUGUUGUAUAUAAUAUUUCAUCCUCUGUAAGGAUCGAGAGCGUACAUAGUUUGCAGCUACCCAGGUCAAUCCGAAAGAAGUUACUGGAAUUUAAAUUUAUUGGUCAUGAAAUGUUACUUUAUUGCGACUCUUCAACAUGCAGAUUAUGCUUACUGACUUCUCCGGAGAAAUCAUGUAUGGAAUAUCUGCUGGCACUGAAUGGAAACAAAGUUGAAGAAUUGAUUUAUGCAACAGCAGUGAAGGAUUCUAACGAGAAUGUUAACAUACGAGUCGUAACUAAGAAUGCUAACCAAGCUGCCAUCUUGAGAUUCCCGCCAUAUUAUGCUGUUAGCAAGGCUGACAAAUUAACAUCCGUACAAUCAGCGGAAGACAUACGAAUCAUUGAUAGGCAUAGUUUAGCAACUGCAUUCAACAGACAUGGUUACACUUUCUUUGUGGGAUCAGCACGACGACCUUAUGAACCAUACAUCAAUGCCAGAAUGGAAGAAAUGAUUGUGAUGUCAGUUCGAAUAACUCGAAUGUGUGAUAAAGAUCGUACAGAAAAGCUGGAAUCCCGCAUUGAUAUGGCACUUGCUUGUGGAAAUUUCAGUUUAUGGACGAAUGCUGUUUCGUUAGCAGCUGAAUACGAUUCUAAUAGUGAUGAGUUGGUUGUUGUGUUCCAGAAUUCUCAAAAAAUUGGAAACACCGCGUGUAAAUAUAGAAUGGAUCUUGAAUGUCAAAAAGUUCAAAACUCUGAAGAAUUGCCUCCACAUUGUUUUAUAUUUUCUCGGCGUGCUGACGGACAUACCAUGCGAACUUGUUCGAGAUUUGGCGGUAACUAUAUAAAGGAACCGUUAGAUAAUUGUGAUUUGGAAUUGUUCCCGUCAUUUGCAUAUCGUUAUGGAUGGUUAGAACAGUUCCAUGCGUUUUCAGGACAACUUAUAGCUGUUUUACCUAGUUCGGGCGAGGAUAUCUUGUCAGUGAAACGUUUUCAUAAAGAUGGCGCGUUAUUCACUGUUCAUUCUAAUGGUAUUUUAAAUCGGGUAUCCUACCAAACAGUUCAAGUGGCAUCGUCACUUCUGUGGUCACUUCAACUGCAACAAUCUCAGUUCACUGAACAACCUCGUGCUCUUAAAUAUCACAUCGCUGCGGAUCUGUCACGUGAUCGGAUUUAUUUCGUUCAGGAUAAUGAAUUAAGCUAUGCAGAGCUGGUAUGUUCCUAUUUUUAUGACAGCUGUGACUCGCUGGAACGGUCAAAUUGGUCUGAUCCGCUUCAGUGCCUUUGGUGUGCUAUGAAAAAUGGUUCCGGCUAUGCAUUUUCGCGAUCAGAAGGCAAUAGUUGUCCAUUCUACACCGUUGACAAUCUUUGUGUUCCAUUCAUUGAACAUGUAAAUAUUCCAUCGUCAAAUUUCUCUAACUACACCUGGCUUGAAGUAUAUGGUAGGAAAUUUGAUAGACUACAAGAUAUUAUUGCCAAAGUAUGCGAUCAAAGCUGCAGUAUUUCAAAUUUCGGAUCAAUAAAGCUAUCUUGUGUUGUGAACAUAUCAAUUGAUGCUAUGGAAGAUUGCAUUUUUUGUCUCGAAGGGAAAUUGAAAUCAUUUGGCCGAUUUAGCAUCAAUUUUAAUUUGCCGAAAAAGCGCAGUUCUCACAUUACAAACAUUAUUUUGGCAAGCACACAUUCACAUUCGAAGCAUAUCAGAGCAGUUGCAACAAUAUUUGCAGUGACUGUACUCACAUUCCUCAUCGUAUUUAUUUUGUGCCUUCUUCGUCGGUUCCAUAAACGUCAACCAAACCGAAUGAAACAAUGUCGCACAAAUGGCUCACAUACAGCACUUGAUACAAGUUAUGCUACAUUCGUGACCAAUGACCUUAAAAGGAAAGCUGACGAAUUAAAAACAUUUAAUCCGUAUGAAAAUCUUUUUAUGGAAAUCGAUUCGAAAUUGCAAAUACCUCUGAAGGAUCUGGAAUUUUGUGGCGAAAUUGGAAAAGGAAAUUUCGGUGUUGUCUAUCGGGCGUUAUAUCGAAGCGCCGAUGGUCAACUAGUAAAUGUAGCAUGUAAAACAAUCGAUUCACAAAGUAAUGGUGUCAUAAUGGGCAUUAGCGAAUUUUUACAAGAAGGCUUGAUUAUGGCUAAUUUUGAUCAUCCAAAUGUUGCUCGACUUAUUGGCAUUUCCUCAACUAACAACAAUUACCCUAUCAUUGUUACUGAUUUCAUGGCUCGAGGAGAUUUACGACAUUAUAUUAUUAAUCCAGAAAACAGACUUACAUUUGGUAGUCUCCUUGAUUUUGGCAUUCAAAUUGCAAAGGGAAUGACUUAUUUGCAUGACAAACAGUUUAUUCAUCGAGAUCUUGCUGCACGAAAUUGCAUGUUAGAUGCGUACCUUGUUGUUAAAAUUGCCGAUUUUGGUUUGAGUCGGGAUGUAUCACGAUGUGGAAUGUAUCAGGCUAUACACAAAGACCGCGGAAUCCCAAUUCGAUGGAUGCCUAUUGAAUCGCUUGAAGAACAACAGUAUACAUUUAAAGCAGAUGUAUGGGCAUAUGGAAUUGUGCUAUGGGAAUUAGCUACGCGCGGUUUAAUUCCUUAUGCAGAUCUUGAAUUUAUCGAUAUCCUUCGUUUACUAAAGAGUGGACAUCGUUUGAUGAAACCGAAAGGAUGCCCUGAUAACCUAUAUCAUUACGUUAUGAGGCGAUGUUGGUUGGAAGAUCCGAAACGUCGGCCAACAUUCCUCGAAUUAACAGAAAUGAUGGAAGGUGUUGUACGACAGUUACGACGUGGUGUGUCAGGUGGUGCACUUUUGGAUGGUCAUUAUGAACGUGUUUCCGCACGUUCAUUCACUGUGCCACUCACUACCACCACCAAUUCAAGUGAUAGUACCGUUAUUACUAAUACAUGA
Messenger RNA from Brugia malayi, 3114 nucleotides. RefSeq lists its product as uncharacterized. Gene Ontology annotation, molecular function: transmembrane receptor protein tyrosine kinase activity; protein binding; ATP binding. The transcript has 19 exons. The record is from RefSeq and is a predicted model, not a curated record. Bases 1 to 3114 code for a protein of 1037 amino acids. Gene Ontology annotation, biological process: multicellular organism development; protein phosphorylation; cell surface receptor protein tyrosine kinase signaling pathway. Gene Ontology annotation, cellular component: signaling receptor complex. NCBI's taxonomy places the organism in Eukaryota, Metazoa, Nematoda, Chromadorea, Rhabditida, Onchocercidae.